CUUCACUUAAUCUCUCUCCCAGUUGCCCAGUGGGACAGUUGGGUCUCAGCAUCUCCAGCAGCUCCAUCAAACUACAAGCCAACCAACCAGCCAACCAGCCAUGAGCAAGUCCUUCUCCUCCACAAGCCAGAGUGCCUCUUCCUACCGCCGUACCUUUGGCUCAGGCAUCGGUUCAUCCCCAAUGUCUUCCCUCUUCACCUCUGGAGGAGGCCGCAGCUCCUCUGCUGCCAGCCAUAUGUCUAGCCGAGUCUACGAGGUCAAGAGCAGUGGUACGCCCUCCUACUCCAGCUACAGGAUGUCUGGUGGUGCUGGAGGAGCAGGGUUCGGCUCCUCUACAGCCAUGCGCACUUAUGCAGGUGAGAAACUUGACUUCAACCUAGCCGAUGCCAUGAACCAGGACUUCCUCAACACAAGGACCAAUGAGAAGGCCGAGCUUCAGCAUCUCAACGACCGCUUUGCCAGCUACAUCGAGAAGGUUCGUUUCCUGGAGCAGCAGAAUGCGGCGCUGACCGUGGAGAUUGAGAAGCUGAGGGGCCGCGAGGGGCCCGGGCGUGUGGCUGAUUUGUAUGAGGAGGAAAUGAGGGAGCUGAGGAGGCAAAUAGAGAGCCUCUCCAACCAGCGUGCCCGAGUGGAGGUGGAGAGAGACAACCUGGCUGAUGACCUGCAGAAAAUUAAGCUGAGACUGCAGGAGGAGAUUCACCAGAAGGAAGAGGCAGAGAACAACCUGUCCGCCUUCAGAGCCGAUGUUGACAAUGCCACUCUGGCCAGGCUGGACCUGGAGAGACGCAUUGAGAGUCUGCAAGAAGAAAUUGCCUUCCUCAAGAAGAUCCAUGAAGAGGAGAUCCGUGAGCUGCAGAGCCAGAUGCAGGACACUCAGGUGCAGGUCCAGAUGGACAUGUCUAAACCUGACCUGACUGCUGCUCUGAGAGAUAUCCGCAUGCAGUAUGAGGGCAUCGCUGCCAAGAACAUUGCAGAGGCUGAAGACUGGUACAAGUCUAAGGUCUCUGAUCUGAACCAGGCUGUGAACAAGAACAAUGAUGCACUGCGUCAGGCCAAACAGGAGAGCAUGGAGUACAGGCACCAGAUCCAGUCCUACACCUGUGAGAUCGACUCACUCAAGGGCACUAAUGAGUCUCUGCUCCGCCAGAUGAGAGAUAUGGAGGAUCGCAUGACUCGUGAGGCUUCUGGUUACCAGGAUACCAUCACACGGCUGGAGGAAGACAUCGCCAAGAUGAAGGACGACAUGGCCCGUCACCUGAGGGAGUACCAGGACCUGCUCAAUGUUAAGAUGGCCCUUGAUAUUGAAAUUGCCACUUACCGCAAGCUGCUGGAGGGAGAGGAGAGCAGGAUCACCACCAAUGUGCCUGCCCAGUCUGCUUAUUCUAUUGGAUUCAGAGAGACGAGUCCUGAGUCCCAGCACCAGCGCUCCUCAGAGGUUCACUCCAAGAAGACUGUUCUCAUCAAGACCAUCGAGACCCGCGAUGGAGAGGUUGUCAGUGAGUCUACACAGCACCAGCAAGACAUCAUGUAAACAGGAGGAGGCGACAUGAGACAGUUCAUUGAAUAAAUGAAUAAAAAAUACUUCUAAAAUUGACACUUUCCUACCACUACUACAGUAAAGCGAACUGAGCAUAUUUUUAGAUACAGAAUGCUGACAGUUCCAGCUGAUUUAAAUGGAAAACAUAACAUCAAGUGAAUGCAAUCAGUAUACAUUUUUACACAAUGUAUAAAUUAUAGUACUAAAACAUGAUAGAUGCAGUAUGGAGGCACAAUGCACUUCCUUUGGCCUGGUUCAAAAUAAAGGGCAUUCCAGGAAUUAUCCUCUUUUUGUGUUACUUCUCUCAAAAACAUCAGGACUUGUUAGUGAUUUCUUGUCUGCAAAAGUACUUCAAAGGCAAGAGAAGAGAUUCAAAUGAACAACAAGGCUUCAGUGUUGCCAUAGUGGUCCAGCAUCCACAGGAAAGCUUAACAUGUCAAUGGGCCUGAAAAACCGUGGUCAAAAGUGAUAUUAUAAGGGGAACCUUGCACAUAUUCCAAGUUUUGUUUGUGCAAAUGUACUUGAUAAAGGAUGGCUUAUAUCUGUGUAACUGAUUAAAGGAAAGUGGGGAGGGUGGUCAUAAAGGUUUGAAAAAUGCCAGAAACAUCAGCUCUAAAAAAUAAUGACUAAGUCAUGUUUGACCCUUUGAGCUCAGUCAUGAGCUGAUGUUUAAUUGUAUGUGUAUAGGAGGUGACCAUGUUAUGCUGCUUCACUAUGCCUAAAAAGUAAAAUAAAGACAUUUGUUAUCACCAUUUAUCA
Thunnus maccoyii (southern bluefin tuna) is the source of this 2296-nucleotide messenger RNA. It is a transcript of the gene desma, whose product is annotated as desmin a. Gene Ontology annotation, cellular component: cell-cell junction; Z disc; sarcolemma. NCBI's taxonomy places the organism in Eukaryota, Metazoa, Chordata, Actinopteri, Scombriformes, Scombridae. The transcript has 10 exons. The record is from RefSeq and is a predicted model, not a curated record. Gene Ontology annotation, biological process: skeletal muscle organ development. Bases 101 to 1531 code for a protein of 476 amino acids.